This is a messenger RNA of Danaus chrysippus (African queen), 396 nucleotides long. NCBI's taxonomy places the organism in Eukaryota, Metazoa, Arthropoda, Insecta, Lepidoptera, Nymphalidae. The record is from the annotation of a GenBank genome assembly.
AUGGAUUUAAGAAGUUUAGAUAUAAUUACAACGAUAAUAUUGAGUUUUAUACAUUUCGCGAACACGGAGAAUAUCCUGUCCUGUAGCGUCUCUAAGUUCAAUAAUUCGUGCCGUGAAAAUCAAAAAUGCGACCAAUCGACGCUGCAGUGUCAAUGUUUAGAAGGUUUUGUUGAGGAUGGAGACGAGUGUAUAUCAGAAUCUUCGAAACCGGCUUCUGAUCACGACGUGACUGCCGCCGUCGUUUCCAUAUUCACUAUCGCACUAGUUGUCGCCGGCCUCGUCUUAGUUAUAAGGAAGUAUAAUUUAAUAGAAUAUAUUCGUCAGAAAAUUGCUUUAAGACGAAAUCACGACAUAAUGUAUGAGGACGUCAUGAUCGGUCAGGACGAUCCGCCGUAA